This is a messenger RNA of Arachis duranensis, 729 nucleotides long. RefSeq lists its product as uncharacterized. Gene Ontology annotation, molecular function: zinc ion binding; nucleic acid binding. The coding region runs from base 1 to 729 and encodes 242 amino acids. Lineage: Eukaryota; Viridiplantae; Streptophyta; Magnoliopsida; Fabales; Fabaceae. The record is from RefSeq and is a predicted model, not a curated record. The transcript is spliced from 2 exons.
AUGGAGCGAGCACUACAAGCGCAGUUGGUGCCUGAAGAGCAGUGUGUUGAAUUUGCUACCUAUCUGCUCACAGAGGAAGCAUCGCAUUGGUGGCAAGGGGCUCGACGUCUCCUACAACAGGGGAAUGAUCCUAUCACUUGGGAUGCCUUCCAGGUGGAAAUAUCACUUAGGAUGCCUUCCAGGUGGAAUUCUAUAAGAAACAAAUAUGAGGAGCUAUUCAGGUUUUUCCGCAUGUGUCAAGGAACCCCGGGAGACUCUGAGGAAUGGAAGUGUAUUAAGUAUGAGGGAGGACUUCGAAGUGAAAUCCUGAGCUCCGUUGGACCGAUGGAGAUUAGGGUCUUCUCCGAACUCGUGAACAAGAGCCGUAUUGCUGAAGAAUGUGUGAGGAAGGCUGUUGAGGCGAAGAAUGACCGCCGGGAACCCCACCGCAGGGAGCACAAUCAAGAAUACCCAACAAGAGGUCAAGAGUUUAAGGGGAGAGGGUACAUACAACACUUUCCCCAAGGACGGAAUAACUUUGCGACGAGUGAGGAGUCCCAAAGGAACGGUAAGGGAAAACGGGUAGCGGCUACUUCUGAUGUUUUGAGCUGUCAGAGAUGUGGAAGUCAUCACCCAAAUAGGCCAUGCCGAUUGGGGUUAGGUGUAUGUUACAAGUGCGGGUUACCAGGGCAUGUAUCAAGAAAUUGCCAACAAGGAGAGAGUCAGGAUACGGGCCGAUUGCGACAGUAA